UAGACAAGCGACUUGUAUAAGUCGAUGUCUAAGACGGAAAUUUGGUUUAAAACUCCGUGUCCAGAGGGCAUUGACCAAUCGUGUUUCACCGUCUUUUCACCAACGGGCACGGAAAACUACCACGACAAUUCUCCGGUCUACGACUCACUAAUAACCCUAUCACUAGAUCAACUUCCCAAAUCAUGAGAUACGAGCGAGGAAAGCUCUGGAAUUCGGUAUCUUUUUAAUAUCUAAAAAACUAGUAUUUCGGAGUCAUCCGUAAACUUCUCCAAAUUGAGUCACGUGGACAUUUCCCCAGGUUAAAGGUGGGCACGGAGAAUCCGUGUCUCGUCCUCUUCAUCCCAUCUACAUAUUGUAUAUGCUUCCUCUGAAUGCUUGUCCAGCUGCCCCACUGUCGAUUUCAUAAUGACAGGUAAUCCCGAAUCAUCCGUCCGGCGUGCGUGCGAGAGCUGUCGACGGAAGAAGACGAGAUGUACUGGGGAACGGCCUGUGUGCUCUUUUUGUGAGAGGUUGAAUCAACCUUGCGAAUAUUUACCAAGGAAUCGGGAGACUGUUAAACGGAGGAGGAGGACUUCUAGAGCGAAACCGGGAUCGAGAGACCUCGUUUCGAGUGCUGAGAACCGGGGUGAAGAGAUAUAUGAUCUUCUUCAUCAUCCUCAAGCUGCCUCAUCGAGCAAUGGCUCAGCCUUGACCCCAGAUUCCUUGCCAAGGCACACAAACAGGUCGGGAUCUUUCGUCGAAAGUGCUUCAAGACGGAUGAACAGAGUGAGCAUCAACGAUGAAGUCUCAGCAUCAUGGCUCCCUUCAGCAACAGAGGCAAGGCCAUCGCCAGAUUCACUUAACCAUGCUGUAGAAGAGUACCGAAGGCGUUUAUACUUCCAACCACUGCCUCUCUUCAACCCAGAAGGGCUGAGAGAUCGCAUUGAGAGGUUUCCCAUGUUUCUUCAAUGGAUCUUCCUCGCACUUGCGCUAUCAAACUUACCGUAUGAUUCGAGCAGUGCGAAGGAAGCUGACUUGAUUCACUCUCAUGCGAGAUCAGCGCGUGAUACGGUACUUGAACUCGCCAUGAGAGGAAUAGCCCAGUUAGAAAUAUCGCAAGCUUUAUGCCUCCUUGCUCUAGGCGACAUCCUCGAAGGAAGACCAGCUCUGGCUCUGAUGACAAUAGGAGCAGCCAGCAGACUCGAACUCGUCCGCGGAGCAGGCUACACAGAAUCCUCUCACAAUCCCCAAGGCGACACCAGCCUCAGGUGCUACUGGAGUGUCUUCAUCCUCGAAAAAGGCUUCGCUCCUCGCUUCACCCUACUCUCCCAAACACACACCAAACCAGAAUACCCCCGCAGCGCAAGAGAACCUUCACCGCCAGCGUAUCUAGGCGAUGAAGAAUACGCACCGGAUCUGGAAAGUAUUCGUGAUGACUUGAGGACAGAUCCUGGAAUAACAUCACAUGCUGUGCGCGCUGUGUCGUUCUGUGGCGAUGUUAUCUCAUAUCUUCAUGCGCUUCAUAUUGGAAAGGCUGAUAACCCUGCUGAUACGAAUUCUAACUUUUACCAAUUGACGAAUACACUGUAUGAUCUUGAGUCUAGGCUCGGUCAUAUACACUUCGUUCGUAACGUGGGCUUUUCGGAGCGAACACCAGAAGAAUUCGAAAGACAUCGAGAGUACUGGGCGCCAUGGCUUCUCUUCCAAAUCACAGCACACGCAACACAAGCGUUAUUAAAUCACCCGUUCAUCCAUCUUGUUACUCUCCGAAGAGCGAAUCGACCCUCUCAACCAAGGUUGUUCCUUCAGCAAACUGUCGAUCAAGCCAUGUUUCACUCAGCUUGGGUAGCGCGCUUAGUCCAAACGUGUAUGGAUCGUGGAUUAAUGGUGUAUGAUCCGUUAAUAGGCGAUCUCGUUGCUGCGACGGCGACAAUACCGUGGCUUUUUCAGUAUGCUAGGGACGCAAAAGUCUCAGAGACAUCGAAGGAGAAUUAUAGAAAAUGUGUGGAGUUUCUGGAGUCGAUGCCUGAUCCUUCACCGAGGAGCAUACACAAGCGAGAACUUUUACAUCAGUUACAGACAAUGUCGAGUCAAGCCCAGGAUAACAACAUGAUUAGUUUUCAGCCUUCCAAGAUCUGGCAGCUUAUCGACUCAGAUAUCAUGGACGCUGUAGCACCGCAGCCUACGACUGAUGGAACGCAAGGCGGUCAAUCCGAUGCUUCCAAGACAACCGUUAGUGUGCAAACGACUUUUGUUCACCCUGUUGGUGAAAGACGAACGGAUCAACGACAGACUUCGCUUGGUGAUUCAAUGACAGCAGAUAUUUAUGAAGGGUUGGAGCAAUAUUCACUUGAUAGUAUAUUCUCGCAGCCUAUGUUUAUCGACCAUGCGUGGUUGCAUGUGUAACGAGU
Fusarium redolens is the source of this 2390-nucleotide messenger RNA. RefSeq lists its product as uncharacterized. Gene Ontology annotation, molecular function: DNA-binding transcription factor activity, RNA polymerase II-specific; zinc ion binding. NCBI's taxonomy places the organism in Eukaryota, Fungi, Ascomycota, Sordariomycetes, Hypocreales, Nectriaceae. The transcript is spliced from 7 exons. Gene Ontology annotation, biological process: regulation of DNA-templated transcription. The record is from RefSeq and is a predicted model, not a curated record. Gene Ontology annotation, cellular component: nucleus. The coding region runs from base 406 to 2385 and encodes 659 amino acids.